This is a messenger RNA of Cuscuta campestris, 2242 nucleotides long. The record is from the annotation of a GenBank genome assembly. NCBI's taxonomy places the organism in Eukaryota, Viridiplantae, Streptophyta, Magnoliopsida, Solanales, Convolvulaceae.
AUUGAUAAGGGGCCAGUUGCAAUUUUUUAGAAAUUCAAAAACCUGGGAGAAAAGGAGCAGAAUGUGCGACCGCGUUUUUUUUCUUUUUCUCCAAAGCGCACUCUCCGCGUCCGAUUCUCCGGCCCGUAAAUCCCUCCGCCAUCCAUCGGUUCAAUCCCCUCUUCUCUUUUAUUGUUCUGUUCUUCUCUUUCAAGUUUCAACCUUCAAGAUCGAGUCUUUCCAAGCUGACUUGAUCGAUCCCACUGUGAAUUUCUUCAUAAAAACAAAUUUUUUUUUGUUCUUUCAGAGAGAAUCUCACUCUGGGCUUUUGCUAAAUUUGAAUCUUGAUGGGUAACCGUUCAAGCAGACACAAUCACGGCGAACCACAGGCCAACGGGCACAACCACAGAUCGACCCAUCAGGCUCACACCGGGCGCCCGGAACACCGAUUCCCUUCCCGGCCGCGGGCGUCCAAGUCUGAAUCCAUUCUGGGCAAGCCUUAUGAAGAUGUUAGGUUACAUUACAGUCUGGGAAAACAACUGGGGAAGGGUCAAUUUGGGGUGACCUAUCUCUGUACUGAGAUCAGAACUGGCAAACUCUAUGCCUGCAAGUCAAUUUCUAAGAAGAAGCUUGUGACCAAAGGGGACAAAGAUGAUGUGAGGAGGGAGAUCAAGAUCAUGCAGCACCUGGUUGGUCAGCCCAACAUUGUGGAGUUCAAAGGGGCUUAUGAGGACAGUGAUUCGGUGCAUCUUGUGAUGGAGCUUUGUGCUGGCGGGGAGCUUUUUGACAGGAUCAUAGCCAAGGGUCACUACAGUGAAAGGGCAGCUGCCUCUGUUUGUAGGGAUAUUGUCAGUGUUGUUAAUACUUGCCAUUUCAUGGGGGUGAUGCACCGCGAUUUGAAGCCGGAAAAUUUCUUGCUGUCUGAUAAGAGUGUGAAUUCUGCUUUGAAGGCCACUGAUUUUGGCCUCUCUGUGUUCCUUGAAGAAGGAAAGGUGUACAAGGAUCUGGUGGGAAGUGCAUACUAUGUUGCUCCUGAAGUACUGAAAAGGAGGUAUGGGAAGGAAGCAGAUGUUUGGAGUGCCGGCGUGAUUUUGUAUAUUUUACUCAGUGGCGUUCCUCCGUUCUGGGACGAAACCGAGAGGGGGAUAUUUGAGGCAAUACAAAAAGAAGAACUUGACUUGGGAACAAAACCAUGGCCUUCCAUAUCAAGCAGUGCCAAGGACUUGGUGCGAAGGAUGCUAACGCGUGACCCACAAAGUCGCAUUACUGCUGCUCAGGUUCUUGAGCACCCAUGGAUAAGGGAAGGUGGAGAAGCAUCUGAUGAACCAAUAGAUAGCGCUGUCCUCUCAAGAAUGAAGCAGUUCAGAGCAAUGAACAAACUUAAAAAACUCGCCCUCAAGGUGAUUGCAGAAAAUCUCUCAGAAGAAGAAAUUCAUGGAUUGAAAGCAAUGUUUGCGAAUAUAGACACAGACAACAGUGGCACAAUCACAUAUGAUGAACUAAGGACAGGAUUGGCUCAACUUGGGUCGAAGCUCACCGAGGAUGAAGCCAAGCAGUUGGUAGAAGCCGCUGAUGUAGAUGGAAAUGGCUCAAUUGACUACAUCGAGUUCAUCACCGCUACAAUGCACAAGCACAAGCUAGAAAGGGAAGAAAAUCUAUACAACGCAUUUCAGUAUUUCGAUACGGACAAUAGUGGAUUCAUCACAAGAGACGAACUGGAGACUGCGAUGAAGGAACACGGAAUAGCUGACGCAGCGGGUAUACUGGAAAUAAUAGCCGAAGUGGACACUGACCAUGAUGGGAGAAUUAACUACGAAGAAUUUUGCACGAUGAUGAGAUCAGGAACCAAACCGUUCUAAUAGAGACUCCCCAAAGGUUUCCUCAUCUUUAACCAGGUUCCGACGAGCUUUUCCAGCUAAAGUUAUGGAGUAGUAUAUUAUGUACGAAAAAUUGUAUGUGUGCAUUGCACUUGGUGUACACCAAGUUGUACAACAUUUUGUAACAUAAACAUUUGAAAGAAAAAAAAAACUCAUCAUUGUGUAACAAAAAAUGUGGUAUGACUGUGUAGACCAAGUGAUGUAUAUGUACAUAAAGCAGUUCAUUUCAUAAUGUGAUUGUAAGAAUUUGGGAGAAAAUAUAUCCUCUUUCUUCUGCUUUUAAUAAAUUGUGAGAUGUGAGAAUAAGCAAAAUUUCAUUGCUGUAAAAAUCAAUGUUUAAUUUUGAGCAAUUUAUGCUUAUGCAGUAUGCACUGAGCUGUUCAUGU